CUCUCAGCCAUGAAGGCGGAGACAGGGUCCGCGUUCCAGGCGACCCCAGCGGGGUCCGGCUGUGGCCUCAGUAAUCUGCUGAGCAGCCGGAAGCUGAUGGCCGUAGGGGUCGUGCUCUGCUGGCUCCUGGUCAUCCAGUUUCUGGUCAACGUGUGGCUCCUGUGCCUUCUGUGUGCAUUGCUGGCGGUGCUGGGAGGAUGGCUGGGCUCAGACGCCGUGGUGGGGGCUUCAGGUCGACUGCACUUGGAACGCUUCAUCCCGAUGGCCGUCUGCGCUCCCAACCCUGAGGCAGAGAAGCAGUUGGAACAGGAGAUCAACCGCACCAUCCAGAUGAUUGUUCGAGACUUUGUGUCAUCCUGGUAUCGCUCAGUGAGCCGGGAGCCAGCCUUCGAGGAAGAAAUGGAGGCAGCCAUGAGAGGGUUGGUCCAGGAACUCCGGAGGAGGAUGGGCGUGGUGGACAGUCGUGCUCUCGCCCAGAGGGUUCUGACGCUCUGCGGUUGUCACCUGCAGAGCUAUAUUCGGGCAAAGGAGGCCGCCGCAGGGAAGCAGAGUGGUACUCUGGAGCCCUCCCAGCUCUGGGAGGCUUACUGCCGGGCUGCUGCCCCACACCCUGCUGUACAAAGCCCCAGUGCUGAGGUCGCCUAUACACGGGGCACUGUGAAUUUGUUGCUUCAAGGGCUGGUACCAAAGCCCCACUUAGAGACCCGGACCGGACGCCAUGUGGUGGUGGAACUCAUUACUUGCAAUGUUAUCUUACCGCUGAUCAGCAAGCUGUCAGAUCCUGACUGGAUCCACCUUGUACUCGUGGGCAUCUUUUCCAAGGCCAGAAAUAAUCCGGCAGGAGUGGUUAAACCACUCCGCCCAGGAAGUGCCCUGGAACAUCCCACAGUGCCUACAUCUCUGCCACUGAUUGUUGAAGUACAGAACCUACCAGAAGUGAGAGCCCCUUCUCCAGCAGCAGCCCCAGUGCUCCUAAACUGUAGGGAGCCAGAGGGGUCUUCACGCCGCUCCCCAGAAGUUGAAGAAGGCCAUGAAGCUAUAGAGGGAGAUUUGGGUGGAGUGCCAGAAGAAAGAAAGGUAGGAAAUAACUCAUCUCAUUUCCUACAGCCAGAUGUUCGAGGCCCUCUGUUCUUAUGUGAAGAUGCAGAGCUGGAGUCUCCAUUGUCUGAACUGGGCAAAGAAACCAUCAUGCUCAUGACCCCAGGCAACUUCCUCUCUGACAGGAUCCAGGAUGCCCUGUGUACCUUACGGAGUUCCCAGUCUCCAGAGUCUAAGGAUGGUGAAGGAUCUGAAGGAAUUGAAGAAGCAGAGCCUGAGGAGGGUGCAGAGUCAGGCCUCCUGGUCUCCAUGCUGAAUUCCUGCCCAGAGAUCCAGAUUGACACAGCAGACAAGGAGGUAGAGCAAGGAGAUGUCACCUCUCUUACACCUUUGCUGGCAGGUUCGGAAAGGACCUGCCCCCCACGACCCUCAUGCUUAGAGAAGGAUCUCACAAAUGAUGUGAGCUCCCCAGAUCCUAGACUGCCACAGGUUCUGCUUUCCUCUUCUCCACCCGGUCCUCUCAGCUCAGCCACCUUCAGCUUUGAGCCCCUGAGCAGUCCAGAUGGCCCUGUUGUCAUCCAGAACCUUCGAAUCACUGGCACUAUUACUGCUCGAGAGCACAGUGGCACCGGAUUCCACCCAUACACACUCUACACAGUGAAGUAUGAGACAGCCCUUGACAGUGAGAACAGCAGCGGCCUGCAGCAGUUGGCCUACCACACUGUGAAUCGCCGCUACCGCGAAUUCCUGAAUUUGCAGACCCGUCUGGAGGAGAAAUCAGAUCUGCGAAAGUUCGUCAAAAAUGUGAAGGGUCCUAAAAAACUCUUUCCAGAUCUUCCAUUUGGAAACAUGGAUAGUGACAGAGUAGAAGCCCGUAAGAGCCUCCUGGAAUCAUUCUUAAAGCAACUGUGUUCUAUUCCUGAGAUCGCUAACAGUGAGGAGGUGCAGGAGUUCCUUGCUCUGAACACAGAUGCUCGUAUUGCCUUUGUCAAGAAACCGUUCAUGGUCUCCAGGAUAGACAAGAUGGUGGUGAGUGCUAUCGUGGACACCUUGAAGACAGCAUUUCCUCGCUCCGAACCCCAGAGCCCCACAGAGGAGCUGAGUGAGGCCGAGACAGAAAGCAAGCCCCAGACAGAAGGCAAGAAGGCUAGCAAGUCCAGACUGAGGUUCUCAUCCAGUAAAAUUGCUCCAGCACUGAAUAUGACUGAAGCACAUGAGAAGAUUCUCUAUUGUCUCCAGGAAGGCAGUGUGGAGUCAGAGAUACUAUCCAUGUCUGGAAUGGAAUCCUUUAUUGAAAAACAGACAAAGUUACUAGAAAUGCAGCCAGCAGAAACCCCAGAAAAAGAUCCUGAACAAAUUCCCCAAGGAUGUGUGGAUGGUUACUUGUCACAUGCAGCUGUGCCAGCCCAAGACCUCAGCCACGGGGAUCCAGGAACAGAGACAGCGUUAGCUGACACAGCCCUGGAUCUGCUUCUCUUGCUACUAAUGGAACAGUGGAAGUGGUUAUGUACGGAAAACAUGCAGAAAGUUCUUCAUCUUAUUUUUGGGACCCUGAUUCAGAGGUGGCUAGAGGUGCAAGUAGCUAAUCUUACAUGUCCACAGCGCUGGGUGCAGUACCUCCAGCUUCUUCAGGAAUCCAUCUGGCCUGGUGGAGUUUUGCCUAAGUAUCCGCGGCCUAUAAGAACCCAGGAGCAGAAGGUGGCUGCUGAGAAACAGGCUUUGCAGAGCCUGAUGGGAGUCUUGCCAGAUAUUGUAGUAGAAAUCCUUGGGGUGAACAAAUGCCAGCUGAGCUGGAGUCUAGUCUUGGAGUCAAUACAGCAACCCCUCAUCAACAGGCAUUUGAUUUACUGCCUUUGGGACAUCGUCCUGGAAUUCUUGGAUCUCAGUGCCUCCCUUGAGGAGUCUACCAUAACCACCUCUGCCUCCGAUACCCCAGGCGACCUCAAGAGGAUGGUGACUCCCCUUAGCCAUAGGUUAUUCCACCCAGUCUUUGAAGGUUGGGAAAGGAGAGUUACUCUGCCACCCAGAGACCAGUCAGGAAGCCUGUGCCUUCUGGAACUGGCUGCUGCUCAGAAGGCAUGGGAUCUCAGUGGCACAGUUUUCCCCCCAGUUCUACUCCGAUUGUAGCAGGUGACGGGGGGCUCUAUGUACCACUUGCAUGCAUAUCAAUUUCCAUACAUUUUUUGUAGUGUUUGGAUUGUUGCUGGUGGGUAGAUCUUGUUUCUUUUGGAAAAGGAACCUGUAAAGUAGAAAAAUGAGCCCCUUUUGCCCCUCCUUUUGCCUUCCUCCUUAAGAUUGUUUGCUGAUAGCCUGGCCCUGUGCAUACAUGUGCCUAAUCCACCAACAGACAGGCUCUAGAUAGACCAAGAAAAAAACAAUAGCCAUACUUCCGUGGAGUAGAAGACAAUCUUCUGAGCUCUCUGUUCCCACCAGGAAACUGAAAAUUCCUUCAGGACCACUCUUGAAAGCCAGACCUGUGCGUCUUACCUAGUUUCCCAGCAAUUCCAAAAGAGGGAGGGAAAAUGUUUCUCAAGGGACUCCUUGCUCAUUGGCUGUUCUCCAACACAUCAGCCCUAUGGAGGAUGCCAUUGAAGUCUACUUCUCUGGGUAGCUACACUUUUCCUGUCCAGAAGACUUCAAAGCAGACUGACAAAGCUUCUGGUAGAUCCACCCCACCCUCCACACCCUUUCCUGAAAGAGAGUUGCACCACAGGUUUUAUUUAUUAGCUUUCCUUCUAACACGCUCCCCAAGAGCAGUUGAGUUUUUUCCUUUGUGACCUUCUCUCUGUCUGCCUUCAACAAAAUUGCAUGGCAAGUUGCAUAUUCACCCCAGUGCUUCCAAAGGGAGGGGAAACACUUGCUCACGGCUGAGAACGCCCAAAGAGAAGGAAACCAAGGGCAAUAACGGGUUCUCUCUUCACAAGUCUCUGGCAGGGAACUUUUAAUCUGCACCGAUAAGAUAGAUGAGCAAACUUGCAGGAAAUUGAUUACCUAUGAAAAACUCUUUGCUUCCUGUUCCUUAAGGAUCCAGUUAGUCUUUAAGAACACCAGUGAUAAGGCAAAGGAGCUCUCUCGGGCUGCAGUGUCUAUUAGAAAAAUGGAGCCAUUACGAGAAAUCGUUAGUAGGAAAGGAGACAGACAGGAAGUCAUGAGGGAAGUGCUACACAUUAAAUGCAUGUGGCUAGCUGACAAAAAAGGUUUAAAGGGUGUCACUGGGAGCACCCCUCAUCCUUUUAGCUUCGCUCUUGCCUGUUAGUGCCCUGCUUUCGCUGAAUUGUAGAUCCUCCCAUUUGGAGGAGGGUCUUGGAGUUAGAUUGACGAGAAGGGGGUGGAUCUAGAACAAGCGUUAAGGUUCUCUUUGACUCUAAAGUAGGUGGUGUACAUACAAUUAAAGUGACUUAUGGAAGAAAGUU
Messenger RNA from Ceratotherium simum simum (southern white rhinoceros), 4451 nucleotides. It is a transcript of the gene SNX19, whose product is annotated as sorting nexin 19. Gene Ontology annotation, cellular component: intracellular membrane-bounded organelle. The record is from RefSeq and is a predicted model, not a curated record. Gene Ontology annotation, molecular function: phosphatidylinositol binding. NCBI's taxonomy places the organism in Eukaryota, Metazoa, Chordata, Mammalia, Perissodactyla, Rhinocerotidae.